Myxocyprinus asiaticus (Chinese sucker) is the source of this 4837-nucleotide messenger RNA. It is a transcript of the gene slc6a16b, whose product is annotated as solute carrier family 6 member 16b. Bases 262 to 2298 code for a protein of 678 amino acids. NCBI's taxonomy places the organism in Eukaryota, Metazoa, Chordata, Actinopteri, Cypriniformes, Catostomidae. Gene Ontology annotation, cellular component: membrane. The transcript is spliced from 12 exons. Gene Ontology annotation, biological process: sodium ion transmembrane transport. The record is from RefSeq and is a predicted model, not a curated record.
GCGUGGAUGAGGAAGUUCAAACUACCGGGAAAUAAACCGAAUAAUAACAUGCCUGCGACGCGGCAAAAUAGCAUGUCUAUCAGAUGCGCCGUACGUUAGGUAUCUGAAUGUAUUAUUCGGACCCGUACUGUUCAGCUGGGUUUAUUGUGUAGUGUUAUUUUCUUUCGCGAGAGAAGAUCUGAGCCGGUGACAAUAGAACGCGCGCGCGCCAUCAACCAUUAACACGUGCGUUUGAAACCCUGAAAGAGACACAAAAUAAACAUGAUGACUUCAGAGAAGCCACCGUUACCCGCAGACGACCAACAGGAAGAGGCACAGCUGGGCUCUGAGGUCGAGCCGAGGGUUGCUGUCGAAACAGCCCGAGAUGGCUGGGACAGUAAAGUGGAAUAUUUUCUUGCUCAGGUCGGGUUCAGUGUUGGAUUGGGCAAUGUUUGGAGGUUCCCGUACCUCUGCCACCAGAAUGGAGGAGGAGCGUUCAUCUUGUUGUAUGUGGUGUUGAUGGUGUUGGUUGGCGUGCCAUUGUUUUUUCUGGAGUUGGCAGCGGGUCAGAGCAUCAGACAGGGCAGCAUUGGUGUCUGGAGACACAUUUCUCCAAAGCUUGUUGGCAUCGGCUACUCCAGCUGUGUGGUGUGUUUCUUUGUGGCUUUGUAUUACAACGUAAUCAUCGGCUGGAGUAUUUUCUACCUUGGGAAUUCUUUCCGGUAUCCUCUACCAUGGGAAAGUUGUCCAAUGGAAGGAAACAGCACCGUGGCUGAAUGUGCUGCCAGUUCUCCCACUUCAUAUUUCUGGUAUCGUAAAGCUCUGGACAUCACUGACUCAAUUGAUGAAAGGAGCGAGUUUAACCCCAUCAUCACCGGCUGUCUGCUGGCUGCUUGGGUCAUUGUUUGUCUUGCCAUGUACAAGGGCAUCAAAUCCACUGGCAAGGUGAUGUAUUUCUCCUCCGUGUUUCCAUACGUGGUGUUGCUGUGUUUUCUGAUCAGAGGAGUGAUGCUGGACGGGGCAUCAGAUGGAAUUAAAUUCAUGUUUUACCCCAGACUGGAGAUCUGGGGAGAUGUUCAGGUGUGGCGUCAGGCGGCGACUCAGGUCUUCUUUGCGCUGGGUUUGGGUUUUGGUUCUGUGAUCGCGUACUCAUCCUACAACCCGCGGAAUAACAACUGCCAUCGGGACGCGUUCACCGUGUCUGCUGUCAACUUCAUGACGUCUGUGCUGGCCACGCUGGUAGUGUUUGCUGUACUGGGCUUCAGGGCCAAAACCAUCGCCACAGCGUGUGCCAAACGUAAUCUGAAAGCUGUGUUUGAUGCGAUGUCGUCCUCCUCCUCUCUCUCCGACCUUCUCAUUAACACACCUAAUGUGGAGUACGUCACAUUGAACGAGUAUAAAAACUGGUACAGAGUUGAAGGCCAACACCUCAUUAUCUCUGAUUACAACAUCACGUCCUGCAGUCUGGAGGAGGAAAUGAAAAGGGGUGUGGAGGGAACAGGUUUGGCAUUUAUAGCGUUCACCGAAGCCAUGACUUUAUUUCCCUGGAGUCCGUUCUGGUCGGCACUGUUCUUCCUCAUGCUGCUCAAUCUGGGUUUGUCCACGAUGUUUGGUACCAUGGCCGGAAUACUGACGCCGUUAACGGACACCUUUAAGACGCUACGUAAACACAAACUAAUAUUUACAGUGUGCAGUUGUACGGUGGGGUUUCUGAUUGGUCUGAUGUUCACUCAACGUAGCGGGAACUACUUUGUGACAAUGUUUGACGAUUAUUCCGCCACGCUUCCGCUCAUCAUCGUUGUCAUCUUUCAGACCAUCAGCGUUGCCUGGGUUUAUGGAGCGGACAGGUUUUUAGAAGACUUAAAGCAGAUGUUGGGUCAGCCAGUCUCUGUGGUGUACAAGUAUCUAUGGAUGUACGUGUGUCCGAUUGCUAUGUUGGGGCUCCUGGGUGCCAGUCUGCUAAAGAUGAUCAUCGAACGGCCCACAUACAAGGCCUGGAACAGAGAAAAGGCGUCCGAGGAGCAACUCCCCUAUCCUGAUUGGGCACUUGCUGUCUUGACAAUACUCAUCAUUAUUGCAUCACUUCCUGUUCCGAUUGGAUACCUACAUUUCACUCUCCUCAAACGCCUCGGGCAGUCACCGAUGGACACUGAGGCGGGAUACGUGCCCUGUGCCACCACAGACACAGACCUGACCCCUCUCGGCACAUCAGCCCUCUUGGUAGCUGACCCUAAUUCAUUUUCCCGUUUACUUGAGGAAAACCAUGACUUCCCGUCUCAAAACGGCCUGAUUGAAAGUGUGGAAUCAAGUGUGUUAUGAGAGAGAGGGAGGAAAACAUUGUGCACACAUCAUCUGAGCUAACAAACAAUAAAAGUAUAAAGACCGAAUGGUUUUAUAUUUUAGAACUACUUUGCAGCAAUCAAAUAUAUCUAAUCAUUUUAAAAGCUGGGAACAGAAAUAACUGACUUUUAAAGGGAUAGUUCACCCAGAAGUCUUUUAACUGUAAGACUUUUUUCAGCGGAACACAAAAGGAGAUGUUUUGAAGAAUGUUCAUGCUGCUCUUUUCCAUAUAAUGAAAGCGAAUGGUGACUAUAGUUCUGAAGCUAAAAAAAAAAGCACAUACAUUCCAUAUUCUUCUGUAAGUCAUACAAAAAUGUUGUGUGUGGAAGAUUUAAGUAGUUUAUUACUGGAAUAUUUACGUUCUACCGUUGAUCUGAAACCUUAACGUUCUUCCACAUGUUGAAACCUGGCACGUCCAAAAAAACAAGUACAAACUUUUUUGUUUACAUACAUCGAAUAACGGCUACAUUAACAGCGAAUGAAUUUUCCUUUGCUAUUUUUUUUUCUUCUAUUCCUUUAAAAUGAAAAAAAAAAAAGCGGUACUCUUGACUCUGGUAGGUCCAUGAAGUGAGCCUUAAACAUAGCUUCAAAAUAAUUUAAAACACAAUUUUUCCGGUUUAUUUUUAUUUAAGGGACCUGCAUUUUGGGAUUAUAUGCUGGUUUACUGAUCUGAUGAGGUCUGAUCUAAGACAUUUUCCAUAAAGGUGUUUUUGUAAACUUUACGAAACUCGAGAAACAGCCAGUACUUUGUCACUGUUACUAUGAUUAGUAUUGUUCCACGCUGGUCUUUUCUGUGUUCAAUGCCUUUAAGUGAGUCUGUUAUUUAAACUUUGUAUAUUAGCAUCUUUUUUCAAAGAUAAAGUGACCUUUUUGGUUAAAAGAUGUCAUUAACUUUUAUGAACUGUUACACGAUCACCAAAAGCUGAGUAGUCAGUUAGCAAAAAUCAGAAUUUCUGAACAUAGAAGAUACUAUGAAUGUUACUUAGCUCAAGUAGUUAUAAAAAAAACUACACGGUCCCUUUGUUUUAUUUAUUUAGCAUUUUAAAUGUUAAUUUUUUUUUAUUAUUUUUAUUUUAUUUUAUUUUUUUACCUGUUUUGUAAAUAAUAUUAUGCUUCGGUCAGAGCUGAUAAAGACAAACUCAUUUUGAAAAAUUAUUUUUAACUUCCAGCUGUUUUAAAAGGGGAACAAUUUAAAAGCUGAAGUGUGUACAUUUUUCGGUGUUAAAGGUGCUGUAAGUGAUUUUAGCCGUUCUAGAAUUUCCACAAGCUGUCAAGCUGAGCGGUUGGAUUAGCCACUCCCUCUUUUCCCAAAACCCUGCACUCCAAAGAUGCCAAAUUAGCUUUAUAAAGCAGAAACAGUUGUCAAAAACAACAGCAGCAAAAUAGCGCCCUCUACUGGCAACUGUUAUGAGCAGCAUGGCAUAAAAAUGGCAUUAUGCCUCAAUAAUUCGCUAUAACUACAAUAUUAUGAGAACGUGCAAAAUGAUCGACAGGCAGAAAGCGUCAAUGUCCGCGGACACAUUUUUGUUUGCUGUUUAUAGAGCCUAGAGCUGUCACACUGACCGAUGAGAGAUCUCACGACACAUUUCAUUAAUAUCUUUCAGGGAGUAGGAACAUUUGUUUGCAUACCUUUCCAUGAAAAAAAUCACUUGCAGUACUUUUAAUAUACUUUCUCUUAUCCAAGCUUAAUAUAUAGAGAGAAACUUUUUGAAAACUGUAAACAUUGUAUCUUUGGCACUAUAAAAAUUCCUCUGUUUUGAGUGAUCUAUCCAGCCCGACACAACAACACCGACUCAACCAAUGGUGUGAGUUGGGGGUGGGACUAUCUGUUUGUUCGAUCAACAGCAGACGGGGCGUAUUCAGAAAGCCGUUAUAUAAAUCCAUUCAAUGUUGCAGAAACUACACACUUAAGCUUAAACUCUGUUAGUGACUGGUUGUUAUUUCAAUUCUUAUUUCUAAGUGUUUGCAUUUUCAGAACAUUUCUAAAUAUUUUCUAUCAUAAGUUGUUUUGUACAGAAAUGUGUUUGUGCCCUGCUGAAGAAAGAAUAUGGGAAAUGUUUUAUUUUCAUUGUCUUAUUUACAUCUAAAAAUAUCUCAAGACAUGUCAUUUCUAAAAGAGAAGAUAUCUGACCUGUAGGCCAGACAGUUUUAUGGCUUAUAGUCAUUGCAAACUGUUAUUUUUGACACUUACAGGGGUUUUGUGCGUCUUCUGUGUGUUUUAAGUCGGUCGAACUGAGUGUGUAAUUAGUUUUAAAAUAAUGUAUGAUAAAUGUAUGUAAUAUAACACCAUUCCUUGUGUAGAAUACUUGAGAUUUCUGUGAUCUUAAAAUGAUUAUUUUUGUUGUUGGAAACUUUGUACACUCUUUUUCUGACACUCUUUGUUUUAUUUUAUUUUUUACAAUUGUAACUGUUGAAUGCAACGGUGUAUUUUCAGUAUUUCCGUUAUCGUAACGCUUUUUUUCAGCAUAGUGUAAUGUCAAAGCCAGAAAACAAUUAAACUAUGCAGUCUUCCUUUUUA